This is a messenger RNA of Zingiber officinale, 695 nucleotides long. Its product is annotated as photosystem II reaction center W protein, chloroplastic-like. Lineage: Eukaryota; Viridiplantae; Streptophyta; Magnoliopsida; Zingiberales; Zingiberaceae. The transcript has a single exon. The record is from RefSeq and is a predicted model, not a curated record. Bases 58 to 489 code for a protein of 143 amino acids. Gene Ontology annotation, biological process: photosynthesis. Gene Ontology annotation, cellular component: photosystem II; chloroplast.
AACCCGCAUUUACGCACCUCAACUGCCUGCCUUCCACAUCCUGAUCAGCUAGCGCCCAUGGCCACCGUUAGCGCCGCCGCUCCAGCCUCGACCUUCGCCGGCACCGCCCUCCCGAGGCGGUCGGCUGUCAUCGUCUCUCCGUCGGUACUGCUCGGUACGUAUUGUACUGCUCCACGAAAUUUGAGCCGUACUGCAGGUUUGCCUCGACUGGCCUGCAAGGGGAGAACAGUGCGGUGCUCGACGCACGAGGAGAAGGCAACCGUGGCCGCGGGGGCGGUGGCGAUGGCAGCAGCGUGGACGAUGACGACGAGCCCGGCGCUGGCUCUGGUGGACGAGCGAAUGUCCACGGAAGGGACAGGGUUGAGCUUGGGGAUCAGCAACAACUUGCUGGCGUGGAUUUUGCUGGCAGUGUUUGGCCUCAUUUGGGCUCUGUAUUUCGCUUACACCUCCACGCUCGAUGAGGAUGACGACUCUGCGCUCUCGCUCUAAACUCUCCAAUGGAAUCAUGCCACGUGUUGAUUCACUUGAAGUUUUAUAUAUCAAAUACAUGCGCAAAUUAAUAUGACAAAAGACGAUUCCUUCGUAAUGUUAAAAAAAAAAAAUGAAAUAAUGUCGUUUGGAUCUUUAUUAUAAAGAAAGUAUUUUCUGUAGUAAGAAUUAGAUGAAUGAUAAAUUUAUUGUCUAUUAGAGAGAUA